AUGACCAGUUAUGUUACUGUUCGCUUUCUUGCUGCUCUCCUUACCAUAACUGUCUUUUUCAAUAUUGAAAUUACAACAGCAACAGUGGAUAUGAAAUUUGAUCCUAAUCUCAAGUUGAAUACAUACAUAUUUCCUCGUUUCCGCAAAAGUAAAGAUUGGGUUGAAGACGAAAAUUGCGGAGUUCAUAAAGUUGAACAAAUACAUUUAGUUAUGGAUCGUGUUUGUGAGAUGUGCCAUGAGAUGUUUUCACAUGAGAUGAACAGCUUACGUGCUCAAUGCAGAAGCAAUUGUUUUGACAACAACUUAUUUCGCAAUUGCCUUAAACUAUUCUCUGAGACAAAGAAGAGUGCAUCACCAUCAGAACGUCGCAUUCCCGAUGAGCCCAUUAUGACCUUAGCUAACUUCUAA
Messenger RNA from Auanema sp. JU1783, 408 nucleotides. Lineage: Eukaryota; Metazoa; Nematoda; Chromadorea; Rhabditida; Rhabditidae. The record is from the annotation of a GenBank genome assembly.